Molecule: messenger RNA, 1623 nt
Organism: Nicotiana tabacum (common tobacco)
Lineage: Eukaryota; Viridiplantae; Streptophyta; Magnoliopsida; Solanales; Solanaceae
Source: RefSeq, a predicted model, not a curated record
GAAUUCUGCACUCACGCAAAUACCAGUAUAAAUUAAACCGAAGCAGUAGUGUUUAUAGCGGUUAAGCACGGAACUUAAAGCAGAAACCCAGACCGAUAAUGUCGAGCAUUUGCAAAACCAAACCGGUAGAGGGCCGUAGACUCCUGAACCGGGUUUUAACCAUUUUGACACCGUAUAUCCACCAGCCAAACCGUUCCAUUGCCACUGUAGCUUUCGAAGAAGUCCGGUCUUCGCCGGAAAAACCUUACAAUUUCACAGCUUUUAUACUUCACGGCCUCUUAGGUUCCGGUCGUAAUUGGCGAUCAUUCUCCCGAUCCCUCGCUUCCUCCCUUUCUGCAGAUGGUGUAAAUUGGAGGAUGGUUCUUGUGGAUUUGAGGAAUCAUGGGAAGUCAGCUGAAAUUGAAGGCUUCGUGCCACCUCAUGAUAUGGAAAACGCUGCUAAAGAUGUGGCUAAUUUGGUGAAUUCACAGGGUUGGGAUUGGCCUGAUGUUGUCAUAGGGCAUUCCAUGGGUGGCAAGGUCGCCUUGCAGUAUGCUGAGAGCUGCUCUCGUGGUGUUUAUGGCCAAUCAGCUCGAUUGCCCAAGCAGCUCUGGGUAUUGGAUUCUGUCCCUGGAAAGGUGGACCCUGAAGAUAGCAGUAGAGAAGUAGAGAAAGUUAUGCAAACACUGCAGAGCCUACCUUCAUCAAUCCCAUCUCGAAAAUGGCUGGUGGAUCACAUGUUGAAACUUGGGUUUUCAAAGGCGUUAUCAGAAUGGCUGGGAAGCAAUCUUCAGAAAUCAGGGGAUCAGAUGACAUGGACCUUUAAUAUUGAAGCUGCUAUUGAGAUGUUUAAUUCUUACAGGGAGAAAGAUUAUUGCCCUCUGCUGGAGCACCCACCUAAAGGGACAGAGAUAGCGAUUGUGCGGGCUGAGAAAAGUGAUAGGUGGGAUCCUGAGACUGUCCAAAAACUCGAAAGCCUUGCCUCCAAUGGAGGUGGUGAAUCUGAAGGCAAGAUGUCGUAUCAUACCCUUCCCAAUUCCGGUCAUUGGGUUCAUGUCGAGAAUCCAAGGGGUCUUCUUGAAAUCAUAACUCCCAAAUUAGCUUCUCUUGUUUAGCCAGUUUAGUUUCUCUUCUGGUAUGCAUGGGUCAUAAUUUAAACAUUCUUGUAACAUCUGCUUUCUUUCUUUCACUCACUUUCCAUUUUAGGGAUUUGCUUUGUACCAACUGAAAAUGACAUAGGAAUUUACUCUUUGGCAUACCUGAGCACUUGCUUGCUUGUCCCUCAGUCUUGUUUCUUGAUUCAAUAAAUCGAACUGAUGGUUUCCUGGUUGCAAGAAUUUGGUAUUUCCGGGCCAUUUGCUUUCAUCUGCUGCUGCACCACAGCUAGAAGUAUCCUUGCCGAAGUUCAAUAUAGUACAAAUUUGAAAAGUCACAAGGAAAUAAUGUUCCUUGUCAGUCACAAACUAUUAGCUAAGUCUCUUUAUUAAUUAUUCGCUAAAUGUAACAACUUUUAUUGUAAAGUUACUCUUUUACUCUUUUUAAGAGAAUCUUUAUAGAAUCUUAGGGGUGUAGGAUGCAUUAUAGAAAAUAAUGCAUGUAUUAGCUUUUGGUAUUAUUAAUCCCUUGUUUGGUGAAUUUUUUUAA